Molecule: messenger RNA, 861 nt
Organism: Drosophila subobscura
Lineage: Eukaryota; Metazoa; Arthropoda; Insecta; Diptera; Drosophilidae
Product: serine protease 1-like
Exons: 1
Coding region: 10-792 (260 amino acids)
Biological process (GO): proteolysis
Molecular function (GO): serine-type endopeptidase activity
Source: RefSeq, a predicted model, not a curated record
ACCAACAAAAUGGUAAUCUUGUGGUGCCUUUUGGUGGCUCAACUCUUUAUUGUUGGAGAGUCGAAUCAGCUGUUGCGAAUUGUCAAUGGAGAACAGGCCAAAGAAGGACAAUUUCCAUAUCUGGUUGGACUUAAUAUCGCAUCAAAAAUUCCUCGACGGGGCAGUUGGUGCGGUGGCAGCAUUAUAUCCGAUGAAUGGAUACUCACGGCUGCUCAUUGCAUUAAAUUGUUUCAAGGGAAGAUAACCAUUUACUAUGGCUCUGAAAACAGGAAGAUUGCAAAACUUCUAGUAGUGGAGGAAAAUAACAUUCAUCGACACCCGAAGUUCAGGAAAAUUGUUCAUAACAACUACCGUCACGAUAUAGCCCUGAUUCGCACUCCUAAAGUGAAAUUCACUGACAACAUUCAAAGCAUUCCACUGCCAUCACCCGUGGAUGGCAAUCGAUGGACUAAGCCGGGCACGUCCGUCAUUGCCGCUGGAUGGGGCUCAGACGUUUUGAAAGGAGAUUCUGUCGAUCGUUUGAAUUGGAUCAAACUGGAGAUCACGGAUGAAUCGAACUGUGAAAGAGUAUACGGGAAUGUGGAAGGCAAAUUGUGUGUAAGCGCCGACAAGAAAAAGUCCGUCUGCAGCGGAGAUUCUGGUGGACCGCUGGUGCCCGAAGAUGAGAACAAACUGAUUGGAAUCACCUCAUUUGUGUCUGCAACGGGAUGUGAUUCUGGCAUGCCAGUCGCUUUUACGAAUGUUAUCGACUACCUGGACUGGAUUGAGUCUGUCUCUGGUGUAAAGCCGUAGAAAUUUGCUGGAUUUCUUGCCUUGGCAUGGCACGAUUCCAUCACUGAAUAAAUAUAAUGUGCAUUCCAA